This is a messenger RNA of Melopsittacus undulatus (budgerigar), 1416 nucleotides long. RefSeq names its product transmembrane BAX inhibitor motif containing 1 (gene TMBIM1). The coding region runs from base 1 to 930 and encodes 309 amino acids. Lineage: Eukaryota; Metazoa; Chordata; Aves; Psittaciformes; Psittaculidae. The record is from RefSeq and is a predicted model, not a curated record. Gene Ontology annotation, cellular component: Golgi apparatus; endoplasmic reticulum. Gene Ontology annotation, biological process: negative regulation of apoptotic signaling pathway. The transcript is spliced from 11 exons.
AUGGCGCAGCCCAGUGCACCCCCUGCCUAUGAUGACAAGAACCCCCUCUACCCCCCACCCCCAGCCGGGUACCCCCAGCCCCCCCACUAUGGGGGGUACCCACAGCCCGGGGGUUACCACCCACAGCCUGGGGGAUACCCUGCACCAGGCGGGUACGCACAACCAGGGGGGUACCCCCAGCCGGGGUUGGCAAUGCCCACCAUGCCCAUGCGGUUUGGUGACAAUGGCAUGGGGGAUGGCUCCCCAUUCCAAUCGGCUGACUGGGAUGACAGGAAAGUCCGGCACACCUUCAUCCGCAAGGUCUAUGCUAUCAUCUCCUUGCAGCUCCUGGUGACGGUGGGGAUCAUCGCCGUAUUCACCUUUGUCCACCCUGUCCGCUCCUUCGUCCAGAGGAAUGUCGCCAUCUACUAUGCCUCAUAUGCUGUGUUCCUGGUGACCUACUUGGUGCUCGCCUGCUGCCAGGGUCCCCGGAGACGCUUUCCCUGGAACAUCAUCCUGCUGAGCAUCUUUACGCUGGCCAUGGGGCUGAUGACGGGGACAAUUGCCAGCAUGUACCGGACCAAUGCUGUCCUCAUUGCCAUGCUGAUCACCGCCAUCGUGGCCAUCAUUGUCACCAUCUUCUGCUUCCAGACCAAGGUUGAUUUUACAUCGUGUCCGGGGCUCUUCUGUGUGCUGGGCAUUGUGGUCAUGGUGACUGGAAUCGUCACUGCCAUCGUCCUCUCCUUCAAAUAUGUCCCCUGGCUCCACAUGCUGUAUGCAGCCAUCGGCGCCAUUGCCUUCACCCUGUUCCUUGCCUAUGACACCCAACUUGUGCUGGGGAACAGGAAGAACACAUUAAGCCCUGAGGAGUACAUCUACGGUGCCCUCACCAUCUACACCGACAUCAUCUACAUCUUCACCUUCAUCCUGCAGAUCGUGGGCCGUGAUUAGCCUGGGACCCCUCCUGUCCCCACCCUGCUGCCCCGCACCCCUUUCUCUGGCCUCUGUACAGGAUACGGCCACUUACCGCGACUCCUAACGCUUUGGCAUCCCUACCCAUAGACUGCUAAGGAAAGGGCUUCCCUUGACCCACCCCCACGAGCCUUCAGGCAGUGCCCAGUCUUAGCACUGCUUGCCAAGGACAUGCCGGCGGUGCCGAGCUGGUAGCAGAGUGCCACGGUCCUGCCUGGGCUCAGGGAGCUCGCAGCAGCACUGGGAUUGUUUUGGGAUAUUUCUGGGAGAGCCCGGUUGGUGUCAUUCACUCUGUGCCUUAAACGUGGCUCAGGCCAUGCCCCAUUCCCAAGCUGUGCCAGUGCCCAGCGCAGGCAGGGGGGGAACCCUGCGGUGGGACUCAUGGCAGAGCUCAUGUCGCCGGGGCCCUGCAGCUGUGGCCGUGGAUGAAGUUGCACUUGCUAAAUAAAACACUUUAAUUUUGCA